Molecule: messenger RNA, 3423 nt
Organism: Lingula anatina
Lineage: Eukaryota; Metazoa; Brachiopoda; Lingulata; Lingulida; Lingulidae
Product: LIM domain kinase 1
Biological process (GO): protein phosphorylation; actin cytoskeleton organization
Cellular component (GO): cytoplasm; nucleus
Molecular function (GO): protein binding; protein serine/threonine kinase activity; ATP binding
Source: RefSeq, a predicted model, not a curated record
UGUUUUCUUUUCAUUUAGUGAUUAUUUAUGAGAAAAACAGGAUGCUGAAGAAUUUUAUGAAUGGGAGUGGAGCUGAGUUAGUUUGAUUUAGCUAUUUGGUCAAUAUUUGUAGGGGGUCAAGAGUUGAAAAGGCUUACCUUUCACAUAGCUACUGUCAGUGUUUGGAUAUCCUAAACUUAAAUUGACUUUACUGCAAAUGGCUUUUCUCUUUUUUGCAGUUUUAUAUUUUUAUUCUUUGAAUAUUCUCCAUAAAAUCUCACUGUCACAAGUGAUCACCAUGAAAAUGCAAAGCAGUAAUGUAAUUGAACACUUAACAUUUUUUCAUAUCACGGAAUCUUAUUUCAAAGACUGUAAACCUGUAAAUACAUGCAUAUAAUAGUUGUUAUCUUUCAAGUUGGGAAGUGAGAUAUGCUUUUGGUGCGCUAGUGUCAUGUUAUGUUCUCAUUAAACAGGCUUAGUGUCAUCAAUGAACACUGGGACUGUGUGAUGUAGUCGGGGCAAUGAGCCACAACACACCAUACGCUGGUGCUUAUUAUGAAUAGUAGAGUUUGUAUCUGAAGAGACAUCACGAGAAGUGACUUUAAAAGGUGCUCUGUUUGUCAUGGCUGCCUGUCCAACUGGUACUUUGAGAAGGAAGGGAAGCUGUAUUGUAAGGAGGACUACUGGGCCAAGUUUGGGGAGGCUUGCAAUAAAUGUCUGCAGGUGAUCACAGGACCAGUCAUGGUUGCGGGGGACCACAAGUACCAUCCAGAAUGUUUCAAAUGCACCAACUGUGAUGUGUUUAUAGGGGAUGGGGAGACAUAUGCCCUGCUGGAGAGGUCCAAACUUUACUGUGGAACAUGCUAUUCUCGUGUGAUGAAGCCUCUCCUGGUGGAUACCCCUGGCAGACGGAAACCACACUCUAUCCAGUUAGUAGAAAUCCCGCCCACACCAGACGGAAAGAGGGGCUUUGAAGUGACGGUGGUGAAGAAGAGAAAUCGUGGGGUUCUGGAGUCCCAGACCAGCAUCAGGAUCUCUGAUAUUGACACAGAGUUGAGCCCAGACCUCUCAGUGCUUAAUGUUGGGGACAAGAUCUUGGAGGUCAAUGGCAGGCCCCUGAGAGACAGAACGGCAGAGGAGAUUGAUAACAUCCUUGCCAACCAGGCAGCCAUUAAACUGACCCUGGAGAGAGACCCUACCCCCCUCCGUCCCUCGCAACACCACCUGGAGGUGGACACUAGCGUGAAGAGAAGACAUCGCAGAUCAUCCUCUCUUCCACGGGAGGGAGACUCCAGUCCUAGUCGGUCUCCCACUCCUACCAAACAUAGGAACUGUGACCUGAGUAGAACCCAGUCAUUCCGCGCGGGGUCCAAGAACCACCGUGUGUUCCGUGCCAGUGACCUGGUGGCGGGGGAGGUCCUAGGCUCAGGGUUCUUUGGACAGGCAAGCAAGGUGACACACAGGGUGACCAAGGAAGUCAUGGUGCUCAAAGAAUUGUUUGAUUUUGACGAGGAAGCUCACAAAGCUUUUUUGAAGGAGGUGUCAGUGCUACGCAGUCUCGAUCAUCCAAACGUUCUAAAGUUUCUUGGGGUGCUUUAUAAAGCCAAAAAACUUAACAUUGUUACAGAGUAUAUAUCUGGUGGCAGUCUUAAAGCCAUACUUCAUGACAUGAGUGAUGCACUGCCGUGGACAAAAAGGAUGGGGUUUGCUAAGGAUAUUGCCUCUGGAAUGGCUUAUUUGCAUUCAAUGGAUUUAAUCCACAGAGACCUGAACUCCCACAACUGCCUGGUGAGAGACAAUGGCCAAGUGGUGGUGGCAGACUUUGGACUGGCCAGGGUGAUAACAAACAGGCGGGACCAGUUUCGAGGCAUGCCCCCAGCCACGCCUGCCUCCCCAGGGUCCCCCUCCUCUCCAGAGCCCGACAGCAAUGGCGCUGGUAUUAAUGGUGGAAAUAGCAAAACAUUACGCAGGUUCAAGAGAAAGAAAAGAUAUACGGUGGUGGGGAAUCCAUAUUGGAUGGCACCAGAGAUGAUGCAGGGGAAGAAAUAUGAUGAAAAAGUGGAUUUGUUUUCGUUUGGCAUCGUUUGUUGUGAGAUAAUUGGCAGAGUUGAGGCUGACCCAGAUUUCCUGCCAAGAACACUGGACUUUGGGCUUGGUGUGGAAGCCUUUCAUAGGAAAUUCUGCGGUGACUGUCCAAAAUGUUUCUUCAGAGUUGCAGUCAAGUGUUGUAAUUUAGUCCCAGAAAGCAGACCAACAUUUUCUACUGUGCAUAACUGGAUGGAAUCCAUGUUACUCCACAUGCAGACAGACCAUGGCACUCCUCUUCCUCAGGAAUUACUGCAGCCAUUACCAGAGGAGAAACCUCUUGGACUUGAUGAUGCAGAUGGAGUGAAAAUGCCUAAACGCAAAUGUGACUGCUUACCGCCCCCAGUAGACUGUGAUAAUAUAGCUAGGAAAACCAAAGACAUGCCCCAGCCUGGGGGAGCAGCCUGCAGUGGCAGACCCUCCCUGGAGACUAUUACUGAGACACAAACACCACGGGAAAUAAGGACUUCAUGACAUUGGGGGGGCAAGGGAUUUUCUUUAUGUGAAUUAAUAAAAUGACCACAAGGAUGUGGUGCUGAGGUGCUGACACAGGUUUUUAGGGGGACAAAGGAAACCAUUGAUUUCUACAAGGGAAUGAUCAUGAGUGUUAUACAAAUUAUUUUCUGUAUUACACAUUGCUAUUACAUGUUUUCUCUGUCCAUGUUAACCUUACUUUCACACAGUGUUCUGUGACUUUCAGAGUAUUCACAACUUGUCCUGCACUUGCAGUAAUAGCACAGGGGAGUGUCCCUGUUUUCUGUGUUUGUCAGGGUUCACUGACAGAGGUAAUGAAAUUCCAAAACCUGCAUCUGUGAAUCGACGUAAGAAGUAUUAGAAGUCCAAUAUGCAUUUUGAGCCUACCGUACACAUCAAAACCUGGUGCACAUUUACCUUAGUCAAAGAAAGUCAUGCCUGAUUUUGAGCAACAAAUUUCAAAGCCUUAAAUGAGUGUUGGGUAACAUGUUCCAUAUUGCAUCAAUAUCAUGUUGUUAUCUAAAGAUGACUAGUAAAUAAUAUUUUCUUUGAAAGCACUCAAAGGCAAAUGUCAUUGUGCCAAAUUAAAAAUGCUGCAGCAGGGUUGAUUGCGCUAGUGUCGUGACCAAUUUGUAGAUAGUGCAAACUUGCUCAUUUAGUAAUUUAUAAACAAACUAAAUAUAGGGUAGAUAGACCAGUAGCAUGAUCAGUUAUUGGUUAGGAAAAAUCCAGCAAUUGUGCAGAGCUGACAUAAAAUGACAUGAAUAGAUUGCGCUUAAAUAAUUGUGGAUCACACAAAUCAUUGCAGGCAUGAUUUAUUGGUAUAAUACUUAUUUGGAGGUGCUUUGUGUGCUGCUCUUUCUGCUAACUAGUUUACAAUUUCCU